AUGAAGACAAUCAAUUUGGGUGCAUGGGAGUAUCUCCAGAGAUUUGAUCCGGCAGUGUGGACAAAAGCUUAUUUCAGUCAUGGGCCAAAGGUGGAUAAUAUUAGCAACAAUAUGUGCGAGGUGUGGAACACCAAGAUCGUAGAGUAUCAGGAAAAACCAAUCUUAAUAAUGUGUGAAGACUUAAGGUGCUAUCUAAUGAGAAAAAUAGCAACACACAAGAAGAAGCUAGAGAAUCAUAGUGGUCACUUGGCACCAGUACAGCAGAAGAAAUUGGACGAGUUUGUCAAGCCUAAAGCUAACAAGUCGAGAGCCAUCUGGGCUGGAGACAAUGAUAGAGUGUUGUUUGAGCUUCAUAGAGGAACUAACAAGGUUGGAGUCAACCUUCAACAAAGGACCUGCACUUGUAAUGUUUGGCAACUUACUGCAAUGUAUAAAAUUAGUCUUAAGCCAGAGGAUCAUGUGCAUAAAUGGCUCACCAUGCAAUCAAUUAAAGCAACAUACAUGCAUUGUAUUAAACCAGUUAACUCAGAGGAGUACUGGAACCCUUGUGAUGCUCCAAAGACAGAACCACCCAACAUUAAGAGAUCAGCUUAUAGCCCCAAAAUAAAGAGGAAGGAUGGAGGUUCUAAUGUUAAUCUGAACAAUGAUAAUGUACAACCUGCACCACCUAUGGAUCAACUGACAAAAGCAAAGAAGAACAAAAAGAAAAUUCCAAAGACAUUACCUAGGAAGGAUAAUUUUGACCCUCAGGAACAGAGAGAUAAAAUUUCCCUUUCACAAAAUGCACCCCAAGCAAAAGAGGUUGCAAGAGAAUCUAUCAACCUGAAUCAGUCACCCCCUCAAUCCAACUCCACCCCCAAUCUUAAUCAUGUCCAGAGAAGAAAACACCCUAUUGUUAGGCCCCGACUGGCGACUGCUCCUAUAUCGGUUCCACCUUCAUUUGAACUAUCUACUCCACCAUAUGUUCAAGAAGCAUUAGGUCUCAGACCCUAUGUUCCAACCGAACAUAAUGUGAACCCGAGGACAACAAUUACUAAUGUCCCCCUUUAA
Arachis ipaensis is the source of this 1050-nucleotide messenger RNA. NCBI's taxonomy places the organism in Eukaryota, Viridiplantae, Streptophyta, Magnoliopsida, Fabales, Fabaceae. The record is from RefSeq and is a predicted model, not a curated record.